AUGGCGCCGCCGCGCAGAUCGUUGUCUUCGAAGAGACUGAAGACUACUCGACCGCCACCCGACAGACCGCUCAACAGGCAAAUCGCGGCGGCGAAGAGAAGAUACCGACACAACUUCGCGACGAGCGAAGAGCUGGAAGCCAGAGGCACGUGCAUAGCGAGUAUAGGGUCAUGGAAGGCAGAAGGUACGAAGCCGGCGGUGGGAGGUCGACAGCCCGGGACCGAUGUUUUGGAGCGUCAGCGGUCGGGAUAUGAGGAGGAUGACUGGCCUUCGCAGAUGCCUCGACCUCUAUCACUGACGCCAGGAACGAAUGUUCACGAAAACACGGCAGCACGAACGUGUGGAGAGCCGCUGCAGGGCCUGGACAUGCUGAAGGAAGUUCUCAAGCAGAAGCUCGGCGAUGCUGGUCUGGACGAUAUGGUUGAGGAUGCGUUCAUGCUUCGACUGCGAAGGCGGCAUGGAAUGCUGCGGACGAAUCGCAGCAGCAUACUUCGCAAAGCACAGGUGGACAGCAUGAGGGCGAAUUGCCGCCUUUUUAUCGCCCGCAACUCCCAUUGUCCCGAUCUCCCUUGGACCUUGCUUGAAGUACAACCAGACAUCAUCCUUCGACCGCACAAACCACCGCAGCUCCUACCUCCGGCUCUACCUCACCUCGAUAUCACCGCCCUGCUGCUUGGACCUAUUCCUGUGGACGAUGGAAACGAGCUGCACCACACUUACUCCAACUUCAAUCUCGCGGCUCGCUCCAACUUCGGCCAACUUCGACAACGUUGCUAG
Zymoseptoria tritici IPO323 is the source of this 777-nucleotide messenger RNA. RefSeq lists its product as uncharacterized. The coding region runs from base 1 to 777 and encodes 258 amino acids. The record is from RefSeq and is a predicted model, not a curated record. NCBI's taxonomy places the organism in Eukaryota, Fungi, Ascomycota, Dothideomycetes, Mycosphaerellales, Mycosphaerellaceae. The transcript has 5 exons.